CAAACUGUUACUUUUCUCAGUGGUUCAAGCAAAGAGCAGAUAUGAGAUAGGUUCAUAAUAAGGUCACAGCUUUUCUUUGUAAUUUUAUCAACUCUUAGAGAGAUAGCACAAUCACUACUUGGUUUGAAGCACCUCUUCUAACCCUUUCAGAUAGCUUGCAGAGAUAGUUCUGCUCCAUUGAAGCUCCUGCAUUUUGUUGUAUACUAUUUUAUAAUAGCUAGGUGCCGCCAAUUGUAUCUGUGUGCUUGGUUUCAUUUAGAACAGCACAGUUGCGUGGUCUGACAUUGGUGGCUUAGAGAAAAAAAAUAAUUGCAAGCUGCGGGGAAGGCACGGAUCAACAAGGAGAUUGUGUUGGGGGUCUCGGGUUUUGAGUGCGGGGGCCCCACUACUGAGAUAGCGUCGUCCGCAAACUAGCAGGCAACGGCAUGAGCAGACGACGCACAAGGCACUGAGCAGACGGCGGCACCAUGUUUCAGCUGCAGAACGGGGCUGGGGAGGAGCACGAGAACCUCAGGGUUGUGGACGUGUUUGUCGAUGGCUCGUCGGAGGAAUCGCUCCGCUGCGGUGCACUGAAGGUGCUUCGACAUGUGCGACCGGAUUGGGACUUGGACAAUGUCUGCUUUAAGACGUUUACAGACGGAAUUACAAACCAGCUGGUGGGCUGCUGGGAAGGCGGGGGCACCCUGGGGGAGGAUGCGGUGCUGCUGCGCAUCUACGGCCAGAAGACGGAGCUGUUCAUCGACCGGUCGGCCGAGGUCACCAACAUGCUGCUCCUGCACGCACACGGCCUUGCCGCGCCCCUGCACUGCGCCUUCCGCAACGGCUUGUGCUACGGCUACAACACAGGGCGCGUUGGGGACACCGCCCUCGUCUGCCACCCGCAUAUCUCCAAGUUGAUAGCGCAGACCCUGGCUCGGAUGCACUCGCUGAAGCUGUGCAAGGGGGGCCGCAAGGCUGUACCCUCCCUGUUUCCCACCAUGCGGAAGUACCUCAGCCUCAUUCCCACAGAGUUUGCAGACCUGGCGAAGAAUGAAAGAGAGAGGUUCAUGUCCUGCAUCCCGAGCAAGUUGGAGCUUGAGCGGGAGGUUCGGAUCUUGGAGGAGCACCUUUCGGGGUUGGGCUCGCCCGUCGUGUUCUGCCACAACGACCUGCUCGUCAAGAACAUUAUCUACCAGGAGACGGAAGACAAGGUGAUCUUCAUAGACUUUGAGUACGCCGACAACAACUACCAAGCCCUGGAUAUCGGGAAUCACUUCUGCGAAUUCGGAGGCGUGGCAAAGUUCGACACGUCGUUGUACCCCGCUCGCGAGUUCCAGCUCUCCUGGCUGAGGCAUUACCUCGAAGAGUGGUACGGUCUUGUGGGCCGGGGCCGAGUGACGGACGACGACGUCCAGCUGCUCUAUGUUCAGGUCAACAAGUUUGCUCUGGCUUCCUGCAUGUUUUGGAGUCUCUGGGCUCUGAUUCAGGCUGCACAUUCCACGAUCAAGUUUGACUUCCUCCAGUUUGCUGUCGAACGACUGGACCUGUACAACAAGCGGAAGACUGAAUUCAUGGAGCUGGAAAUUCGUCCGAGGUCCUAAAAGCCUCGCGGUGAAGCCGGCGAAGCGAAAACAAAGGGGCGAGAUUACCUACUUCUUCUAGGAACUGUCGGGGCAAGAUUUCAUACCUCGCCGUCACGCAGAACUAUUGACUACGUGACCGGAACGGCCAAUUGUUGUUCUCUUCUUAUUUACAUAGUACGUGUGUGCCGUUUCAACAGUGUACCUCGGCGGCAGUAUAUUAGUCUUUUAUGGGACCACUGCCCGUAAGC
Messenger RNA from Ixodes scapularis (black-legged tick), 1810 nucleotides. RefSeq names its product ethanolamine kinase 1 (gene eas). Gene Ontology annotation, molecular function: ethanolamine kinase activity. The transcript is spliced from 10 exons. The record is from RefSeq and is a predicted model, not a curated record. Gene Ontology annotation, cellular component: cytoplasm. Gene Ontology annotation, biological process: phosphatidylethanolamine biosynthetic process. The coding region runs from base 468 to 1580 and encodes 370 amino acids. NCBI's taxonomy places the organism in Eukaryota, Metazoa, Arthropoda, Arachnida, Ixodida, Ixodidae.